Molecule: messenger RNA, 2809 nt
Organism: Papaver somniferum (opium poppy)
Lineage: Eukaryota; Viridiplantae; Streptophyta; Magnoliopsida; Ranunculales; Papaveraceae
Product: pollen receptor-like kinase 3
Exons: 2
Coding region: 152-2203 (683 amino acids)
Biological process (GO): protein phosphorylation
Molecular function (GO): protein kinase activity; ATP binding; protein binding
Source: RefSeq, a predicted model, not a curated record
AGAAAAAAAUUCGUUAGAAGCAAGAAAAUAGGGACAAGAGAAAGAUUGAAAAAAAUUUUCUAAAGUUUUUCCGAACAAAAUCCUGUUCUCUCUCGAGAACAGCGGGCAUUUCCUUCCCUGGAGGUGUCAAAAUUUUUCAGGUUGAAGCAAAAUGGCCGCUGUUCGUAUUCUUAGGCCAUCAUCAUCAUCAUCUUCCUUCUUUGUAUUGCUUUUAUUCUUUUUUCUACUCUUGCCGCCAGUUAUAUUAUCCGGUUCAAAUACCGAAGCGCUUUUAAAACUCAAAGCAUCAUUUAUAGAUCCUAAACAAGCUUUAGAUACAUGGAAAGACGACGGUUCGUCGAUUUGUAAUGGCACUAAAACUUCAUGGGCAGGUGUUGUUUGUAUUGAUGGAUUUGUUACAGGUUUACAUUUAGGACAAAUGGGGCUCUCUGGCAAGAUUGAUGUCGAUGCUAUACGUGAAUUACCCGGCUUUCGUACUCUCAUUCUGGAGAAAAAUGAAUUCUCCGGAACAAUACCGGAUUUUAGCAAGCUUGUUGCUUUAAGGGGUUUGUUCUUGUCAGGGAAUAAGUUUUCCGGUGAGAUUCCAGACGGUUUCUUUGGAAAGUUUUUAAGGUUGAUUUGGUUAUCUGAUAAUGCAUUUACGGGAAAGAUACCGACGUCGUUGGGGACGUUGCCACAUCUGACGGAGCUGCAUCUGGAGAACAAUCAGUUUUCUGGAGCUAUUCCUCCAUUUACACAGUCGUCAUUGAAAUCCAUUGACUUGUCUAAUAACAAGCUCGAGGGUGAAAUCCCAUCAGGUUUAUCAAAAUUCGACAAGAAAUCCUUCGCUGGCAACGCCGGGCUUUGCGGUGGGCAAUUGGGUACAGAAUGCAAAGCUGCAAUCGAACCACAAUCUCCUUCUGACCCUCGGGUUGUAGAAAACCAUCCAGAAACUCCAGAGUCCAAAAAAAUGGCAGCAGCGACCAUUGUUUUGAUUACGAUGCUUCUUUUGCUUGUAAUUGCAGCUAUUUUGGUAAUGAAGAAAAGGAAGGAGGAUUUUGAUGUGCUUGGGAGGGAAAAUCUUGACGAGCCAUUAGACGUUCAAGUUGCACAAGGAGGUUCAAAUAGAAGCAGGGGAAUGGAAUCGAGCCGAAAGGGGAUGGACUCGAGUCGAAAGGGUUCUACUCACAAUAAUAAUAAGAACACGGGAAUGGGAGAUUUGGUGAUGGUGAACGAGGAGAAGGGAAUACUAAGACUACCUGAUUUGAUGAAAGCUGCCGCCGAAGUGUUGGGUAAUGGCAGUUUAGGAUCAGCUUAUAAGGCAGUUAUGUCAAGUGGUGUUGCAGUGGUGGUGAAGAGAAUGAGAGAAAUGAAUAAACUCGGUAAGGAUGGUUUCGACAUGGAGAUGAGGAACCUUGGGAAACUACGUCACCCGAAUAUUUUGACUCCGUUAGCUUAUCAUUAUCGGAAAGAGGAGAAGCUAUUGAUAUGCGAAUACGUUCCCAAGGGAAGCUUGUUGUAUCUCUUGCAUGGUGACCGGGGACCUAGCCAUGCUGACCUAGACUGGCCGGCGCGCCUAAAGAUCGUUCAAGGAAUUGCUCGAGGAAUGGGUUUUCUGCAUACUGAACUAGCUUCUUGCAGCAUUCCUCAUGGAAAUCUCAAGUCCAGCAAUAUUCUUCUGGCUUCUGAUUACGAACCACUACUUGCCGAUUACGGUUACUUUCAACUAGUAAACACACCGCAAGCAGCUUCAUCCAUGUUAGCCUACAAAGCACCGGAAUCGCUACAAUACCGCCAAGUUUCUCAGAAAUGUGACGUUUACUGUCUCGGAAUCGUCAUUCUGGAGAUCCUGACAGGGAAAUUCCCUUCUCAAUAUCUCAACAACGGCAAAGGCGGAACGGAUGUUGUUCAAUGGGUUUUAUCAGCAAUCGCUGAGAAAAGAGAAGCUGAGUUAUUUGAUCCAGAGAUAUCCGGUGCCAAAAAUGCACUUGGUGAAAUGGAGAGACUUUUGCAUAUUGGUGCAGAUUGUGUUGAUCAGAACCCCGAACAACGACCAGAUAUGAAAGAAGCCAUUAGAAGAAUAGAAGAAGUACAAGUAGAGAGACUUUCUGAAGGUGCAGCAAUUCAACAAGCACCAACGUUAAAAGACGGUUACGCCGAUCAAACUUCAACUUCCCAUGCUUUAGAUGUUUUCGAAGGCAAUAACACAGAUCUUUCACGAUGAAUUACGCUAACGAAACCUCGAAAAAUUCUUUGCCUUCACCAAUCUAGUUGGUUUUUCUUACUUCAUUUUUCUUCUUCUUCUUCUUCUUCUUCUUCUUCUUCUUGUGAAUUUAUACAUAAAAAAAGAGUUCUCAAAAACAAAAAACGUGCUCCAUGAUCUUAUUCUCUUUUCUGCUCUAUACUCUUGUAUAACUCUCUUUUCUAUCUUUUGAGUACAAAAUACCCUAUAAUUCUUAAGGUUAGUAGAGUAUAAUGAGCAUAUAACCAUAUGAAGUGUAGAAUGCAAGAAUAGAAAAGAAAAAACAAAUGAAGGGUAUUUAUCAUUUUUUGUUUAUGUUGGUGAAGGAAGGGGAGUUUGUCUGUGGUCAUCUGUGUAGCAGGGACAUGUCUAUUUUUGGAGCUGUGUCUGCGUCAGUGCUUCCCAGGUGGUCAUGUUGCCUGUAUUAUUGUAUAUGGGCAUGCAUAGUUUUUUUAGUUGAGGGGUUUGAUUGUCAAUCUUGAAAACUUAAUUUAGAUUUUUUGAAUGUAAAAUUUGAUCUUUUUUUCGCAGUCAAUUUGUGUAAUUUGUUUUCUUUUCCAAAGAUCAAAAAAAUUGUUAUGGUACUUA